AUGAACCGUGUAUUCUUCCGAGCAGCGCAUUCAGCGGCUGCUCGUAGAGCUUUACUGGAGAGGAUCAUUCGGGUUGAUCACGCGGGCUCUCCAGUUGCCUCGGUGAUAAAGAAAAUGUGGGAUGAGGAAAAGGAACAUUUAGACAUCAUGGAAAGACUUGCUGCUAAACAUGAAGUUCCCCACACUAUUUUCUCACCCAUUUUCAGCAUAGCAGCUUAUGCUCUAGGUGUUGGAUCGGCUCUUCUCGGCAAAGAAGGAGCCAUGGCGUGUACGGUCGCUGUAGAGGAGUUGAUAGGGCAGCACUACAAUAACCAGCUAAAGGAAUUAAUUGGCGACGAUCCAGAAGCACACAAGGACCUGCUGGAUACAUUGACGAAAUUGCGAGAUGAUGAACUUCAGCAUCACGACACUGGUAUAAAAUACAAUGGGCCACAGGUCAGCAGAUUUUGA
Messenger RNA from Haemonchus placei, 450 nucleotides. NCBI's taxonomy places the organism in Eukaryota, Metazoa, Nematoda, Chromadorea, Rhabditida, Trichostrongylidae. The record is from the annotation of a GenBank genome assembly.